Messenger RNA from Emys orbicularis (European pond turtle), 2376 nucleotides. Its product is annotated as protein argonaute-3. The coding region runs from base 1 to 2376 and encodes 791 amino acids. Gene Ontology annotation, molecular function: miRNA binding; protein binding; single-stranded RNA binding. The transcript is spliced from 17 exons. Lineage: Eukaryota; Metazoa; Chordata; Testudines; Emydidae. Gene Ontology annotation, biological process: regulatory ncRNA-mediated post-transcriptional gene silencing. The record is from RefSeq and is a predicted model, not a curated record.
AUGGUGCAGCAUUUUAAAGUGACAAUAUUUGGGGACCGUAGACCAGUUUAUGAUGGGAAGCGAAGCCUUUAUACAGCCAAUCCACUCCCUGUAGCAACCACUGGGGUAGAUUUGGAUGUAACAUUACCAGGAGAAGGUGGAAAAGAUCGUCCCUUCAAGGUGUCAAUAAAGUUUGUUUCUCGGGUGAGCUGGCACUUGCUGCAUGAAGUUUUGACAGGAAGAACCUUGCCUGAGCCUCUGGAACUAGACAAACCAAUCAGCACUAACCCUGUUCAUGCUGUCGAUGUGGUGCUACGACACCUACCCUCCAUGAAGUAUACCCCUGUGGGCCGCUCCUUUUUCUCAGCUCCAGAGGGCUAUGAUCACCCUUUGGGAGGGGGCAGGGAAGUAUGGUUUGGAUUCCAUCAGUCUGUUCGGCCUGCCAUGUGGAAAAUGAUGCUUAAUAUUGAUGUUUCUGCCACUGCCUUCUACAAAGCACAACCUGUAAUUCAGUUCAUGUGUGAAGUUCUCGACAUUCAUAACAUUGAUGAACAACCGAGACCUCUGACUGAUUCUCAUCGGGUAAAAUUCACCAAAGAGAUAAAGGGUCUGAAGGUUGAAGUGACUCACUGUGGAACAAUGAGACGGAAAUACCGUGUUUGUAAUGUAACAAGGAGACCUGCCAGUCAUCAAACCUUCCCUUUACAGUUAGAAAACGGCCAGACAGUUGAGAGAACAGUAGCACAGUACUUCAGAGAGAAGUAUAACCUCCAGCUGAAAUAUCCUCAUCUUCCUUGUCUACAAGUGGGACAGGAGCAGAAACAUACCUACCUGCCUCUAGAAGUAUGUAACAUUGUGGCAGGCCAGCGAUGUAUCAAGAAGCUAACAGACAAUCAGACAUCAACUAUGAUAAAAGCAACAGCAAGAUCUGCCCCAGAUAGACAAGAGGAAAUUAGCAGAUUGGUAAGAAGUGCAAAUUAUGAUGCAGAUCCAUUUGUUCAAGAGUUUCAGUUUAAAGUUCGGGAUGAGAUGGCCCAUGUGACUGGGCGUGUGCUUCCAGCUCCAAUGUUGCAGUAUGGAGGACGGAAUCGAACAGUGGCAACCCCAAGCCAUGGCGUAUGGGAUAUGCGAGGGAAACAGUUUCACACUGGUGUUGAGAUCAAAAUGUGGGCCAUAGCUUGCUUUGCAACGCAGAGACAAUGCAGAGAAGAAAUACUGAAGGGUUUUACAGAUCAGCUGCGCAAGAUUUCGAAGGAUGCAGGGAUGCCCAUCCAAGGCCAGCCAUGUUUUUGCAAAUAUGCACAGGGUGCAGACAGCGUGGAGCCGAUGUUCCGACACCUUAAAAACACCUAUUCAGGACUCCAGCUCAUCAUUGUCAUCCUGCCAGGGAAAACACCUGUGUAUGCGGAGGUGAAACGUGUGGGAGAUACGCUGUUGGGGAUGGCCACGCAGUGCGUUCAAGUCAAGAAUGUCAUAAAAACAUCUCCUCAGACUCUCUCAAACCUGUGCCUAAAGAUUAAUGUUAAAUUAGGAGGAAUCAACAACAUUCUUGUACCUCAUCAACGACCUUCUGUGUUUCAACAACCAGUGAUCUUCUUGGGAGCAGAUGUCACUCAUCCGCCUGCUGGGGAUGGAAAGAAGCCUUCCAUUGCUGCUGUUGUAGGUAGUAUGGAUGCUCAUCCAAGCAGGUAUUGUGCCACAGUGAGAGUUCAAAGGCCUCGGCAGGAGAUUAUCCAAGAUUUGGCCUCCAUGGUAAGAGAACUUCUCAUCCAGUUCUACAAGUCAACGCGAUUCAAACCCACACGUAUCAUCUUCUACAGGGAUGGAGUUUCUGAAGGACAGUUUCGACAGGUGUUGUAUUAUGAGCUGCUAGCAAUUAGAGAGGCCUGCAUCAGUCUGGAGAAAGAUUACCAGCCAGGAAUAACCUACAUCGUAGUACAGAAACGACACCACACACGAUUGUUCUGUGCGGACAGAACUGAAAGGGUUGGAAGAAGUGGCAACAUUCCAGCUGGAACAACUGUAGAUACAGAUAUUACACACCCAUACGAGUUUGAUUUUUACCUCUGUAGCCAUGCUGGAAUACAGGGUACCAGCCGUCCCUCACACUAUCAUGUUUUGUGGGAUGAUAACUGUUUUACUGCAGAUGAACUUCAGCUGCUGACUUACCAGCUAUGCCACACAUAUGUGCGUUGCACACGAUCUGUUUCUAUACCUGCACCAGCGUAUUAUGCUCACCUGGUAGCAUUCAGAGCACGAUACCAUCUUGUGGACAAAGAACAUGACAGUGCUGAAGGAAGCCAUGUUUCAGGACAAAGCAAUGGGAGAGACCCACAGGCCCUUGCUAAGGCUGUACAGAUUCACCAAGACACCUUACGCACCAUGUACUUCGCUUAA